Symbiodinium necroappetens is the source of this 696-nucleotide messenger RNA. The record is from the annotation of a GenBank genome assembly. Lineage: Eukaryota; Dinophyceae; Suessiales; Symbiodiniaceae.
AUGACGAAGCCGGAGGCCGCGGCUGGGCCACCGUUUGCCGCUCAAAACAGGAGCAUUUGUGUGCCUGUGUGCGGUGAUGGCGUAGUGUUGGUCGGCAACGGAGAGGAGUGCGAUGAUGGCAAUCGUGUUCCCAAUGAUGGCUGUGACGAGAAUUGCCGAGUGGAAAGUGGCUAUGCCUGUGGCAUCCAAAGCGGAGGUGCUUCGUCGCUGACCCGGUCCGCCUGCGCGCCCGUUUGUGGAGAUGGCUUGUUGCGGGCACCAGAAGAGUGCGACGAUGGAAACGAUGGGAAGGGAGAGCGGCGCUUGGAUGCUUGUAGCUUGCGUACAGGCUAUCGUUGUUGGCCACCUGGGGCAGACUGCCGGCAGCUUUGUGGCGAUUAUCUGCGCUUGGAGGGGGAGGAGUGCGACGAUGGCAACCUGCUUUUAGCAGAUGGCUGCGACAGCAGUUGCCAUGUGGAGGUGGGGUGGACAUGCCGCUCCUAUGUCUACGGGCCCACGAAUGCGACAUCUCUUUGUUCUCCGAUCUGUGGAGAUGGGAUGAUCCAUGGAGCAGAGGCUCCGCAUAUGCGAGAUUUAUCGCUUCUGAGUGCCGGUCGCAUGGCCUUCGUGCUAACCGGGGAUCACGUCUUGGCUGCAGGACAUGUGAUUGCUCAAGCAGAUUGCACAUGUGCCCUCCUAACUUCCACCGGAGAUUAA